Echinops telfairi (small Madagascar hedgehog) is the source of this 3190-nucleotide messenger RNA. It is a transcript of the gene CDH17, whose product is annotated as cadherin 17. Bases 13 to 2511 code for a protein of 832 amino acids. Gene Ontology annotation, cellular component: adherens junction; plasma membrane; catenin complex. Lineage: Eukaryota; Metazoa; Chordata; Mammalia; Afrosoricida; Tenrecidae. The record is from RefSeq and is a predicted model, not a curated record. Gene Ontology annotation, molecular function: cadherin binding; calcium ion binding. Gene Ontology annotation, biological process: adherens junction organization; cell-cell junction assembly; calcium-dependent cell-cell adhesion. The transcript has 17 exons.
AUAAAGAAAAACAUGAUGUUUCAAGCCCAUCUGGACUCCUUGUUUCUCCUGACACUUUGUUUGACAACUGGAUAUGGUCAAGAAGGGAAGUUUAGUGGACACCUGAAACCCAUGGUAUUUUCUAUUUAUGAAGGUCAAGAACCUUCCCAACUAAUCUUCCAGUUUACAUCCAUACCUCCUGCUGUGAAUUUCCAACUAACUGGGGAGACAGAUGGAAUCUUUGAGAUACAACCAAAUGGAUUUCUGUAUUACACCAAAGCCCUGGACAGGGAAACAAGAGCUAUUCACAAACUCCAGGUUACAUCCCUGGAUGCCCAUGGGAGGACAGUGGAAGGCCCUGUCCCAAUCACCAUAGAAGUGAAGGACAUCAAUGACAACCGACCCACAUUUCUCCAGCAAAAGUAUGAAGCCUCAGUGAGGCAGAAUUCCCGACCAGGGAAGCCCUUCGUAUACGUCAAUGCUACAGACUUGGAUGAUCCAGCCACUCCCAAUGGCCAGCUUUUUUAUCAAAUUCUCAUCCAACUUCCCCAGAUUGACAACAUUAAGUACUUUCAGAUCAACAAUAAAACAGGGGGAAUCUCACUUACCCCAGAAGGAGCUUGGAAACUGGAUCCUAUGCAGAAUUCUUUCUACAGUCUGGUGGUCUCAGUGAAGGAUAUGGAAGGCCAGAGUGAGAAUUCUUUCAGUGACACCACAUCUGUGGAUAUUGUAGUGAAGGAGAAUAUUUGGAAAGAACCAGAGCCUGUGAAAAUUGAAGAAAACUCCACUGAACCUCACCCCAUCAAAAUCACUCAGGUGCGGUGGAAUGAACCAGGUGCACACUACUCUUUAGUCGAAUUGGAGAAGCUGCCAAGAUUCCCAUUUUCAAUUGAUCAGGAAGGGGAUAUUUAUGUGACUGAGCCCUUGGACCGAGAAGAAAAGGAAUCGUAUGUGUUUAUGGCGGUUGCAAAGGAUGAGCAUGGAAAGCCACUUGCAAGGGCAGUGAAGGUUUAUGUCGAAGUUACAGACAUUAAUGACAACCCACCUACAUGUCCUUCUACAAAGACUGUAUUUGAGGUCCAAGAAAAUGAAAGAAUAGGUAACCCUAUUGGGACUUUUACUGCUCAUGACAUCGAUAAAGAAAACACCGUCAAUAGUAUUUUACGGUACGCAAUUGUGGAGCAAAGCCCCAAGGUUCCCAACGAGGGACUCUUCCUGAUUCAAUCCUAUGGGGGGAUGCUCCAGCUGGCUCGGCAAUCCUUGAAGAAGCAAGAUGCUCCUCUAUACAACCUAACGAUAGAGGUGUCUGACCACGAUUUCAAGACCCUCUGUCCUCUGCAAAUCAACGUUAUUGAUAUCAAUGAUCAGAUCCCCAUCUUUGAAAAAUCGAAUUAUGGAAACCUGACUCUGGCUGAAGACACAGCUAUUGGGUCCACCAUCUUAACCAUCCAGGCCACCGAUGACGACGAGCCAUUUACUGGGAGUUCUAAAAUCCUGUAUCGUAUUAUAGAGGGUGACAGUGAGGGGCGAUUGGAGAUUGACACAGACUUCCACACCAAUGCUGGAUAUGUCAAGAUUAAAAAGCCUCUUGAUUUUGAAACAGCAUCUGUUUACAACAUUGUAUUCAAGGCAGAAAAUCCCGAGCCACUGGUAGCUGAUAUAAAUUAUAAUUCAAGCUCGUUUGCCACUUUCAAGCUCAUUUUGACAGACGUCAAUGAACCGCCUGUGUUUUCCCAACAAGUAUUCCAAGCGAGAAUCCCUGAGAAUGCAGCAAUAGGCACAAAAGUGGGCAACGUGACUGCCAAGGAUCCGGAAGGUCUGGAGAUAAGUUAUUCCCUGGAAAACAAUCAGAAAGGCUGGCUUAAAAUUGACCCUGUCACUGGUGAGAUCUUCAGCACGGGGCAGCUGGACAGGGAAGUCCAAAGUCUGUAUAAGGUACAAGUCGUGGCAAGAGAAAAAGGUGGCUCUUCUUUGAGGUCCACAGCCAGCUUCCACCUGACCCUAAUGGAUGUGAAUGACAAUGCCCCACGGCUGGCCAAGGACUACACCGGCUUGUACUUGUGUCAUCCCCUCAAAGCACUGGGAAGUUUCAUUUUGGAAGCCACGGAUGAUGACCAGCAACCACUUCGAGGCCCACAAUUUACAUUUGCCCUUGGCAGUGAGAAUCUACAAAAGGACUGGGAGGUUUCCAAAAUCAAUGGCACACACGUGAGGGUUUCCACCAGGCACACAAACUUUGAAGAAAGAAUGUACAGCUUCUCCAUCCGCAUCAGUGAUGGAAGCCAACCACCCAUGGCAAGGACUGUCGUUUUACCAGUUACUUUCUGCUCAUGUACGGAAGAUAGGUGUUUCCGGCCAGCAGAUAAACAGCCUGGAAUGCCCACGGUGGGCAUGGCAGUUGGUAUACUCCUGACUACCUUACUGGUCAUUGGUGUCAUUUUAGCAGUGGUGUUUAUCCGUCUGAGGAAGAAGAAAGGGGCCGGCAGCGCGGAGGGUACUCAGCGAUCUGAAGUCCGACCUCUGAAUGCAUGAGCCGGAAAAGCAAUGUCUGAACUCCAAGUGGCAUGCCGAUGACGCAGUCAUUUAAUAUUCAAUCCCAUACUUUUACUUUUCAUCCAAUAUGCACGUACAAUGUUUUUACAUACUCCCCUCCCCCUCUAAGAUUUUACUACUUUUAGAUAAUUCACGUGCUAUAGACCUUCCGGAUGCUUUUAAUUUUCCCCUGGCAUUUUCCUUAGCUAUUAAUCCCCAAACCAAACCGUUUGUCCCUCUUCAGGAGAGACGGACUACUGAAAUAUUCUGUACAUUUUUCUCUUCAUAAAGAACUUGGUUUAUUACUUAUCCACCACAGAACGUCCUGGAUCUCACUGACGCUUUUUUAAAGGUCUGUUCUAUGUCCCCUUGUUCCGGCAACUUCCUUGGUAGCUCAUUAAUUUCAAGGGGAAAGAAAGCAGCAGGGUCUCAGGGGAAAAAGUAAAGCCAUUGUCUUCUCCCUUAGCAAAAUCUCUUUUGUGAUGUUAUGAGCCCUCUUUCAGCCAGUAUGUCACUCUUCAGUUAAAGUUGUCUUCUUGUUUGUGGGACGCAGAACCGCAGAAGGGAUUCAAGCAGGCUGCUGUGCUUUGGCACAGCCUCAUUUCAUAAUCCUCGCUUCAGAAACUCAAUGGAUCACCAUGCAGUGGAUGUUUUCUUUAUGUGUAUAUCACUAAAGUAU